UAUUUUCGUUCAGGCACUUAAGAGGGAUUCUGUUUCCGGGGUCCUGACUGCGUGGAUUAGCAUCGUUAGCACCGGCUGCCUUCGCAGCAACAUUAUUUUCAUAUCUUUUUACGAAUAUUAGCAACUCUAAACAUGUCUGGCAGAGAAGGAGGCAAAAAGAAACCCCUGAAGGCUCCCAAAAAGCAGUCCAAAGAAAUGGAUGAUGAUGAGGUGGCGUAUAAGCAGAAGCAGAAAGAAGAACAGAAGGCCCUGGAGGCGCUGAAGGCCAAAGCAUCUGGAAAAGGACCUCUGGGUGGCACGGGCAUCAAGAAGUCAGGGAAGAAGUAAAGUCUGCAUCAGAAGAUUCUAGUUUGACCCCUUCCUCACCUUCUGUUUGCGCAAAUACUUGAUUUAAUGUUCAUUUGACUGACCCCCUCCCUGCCAGAACCUGCUCUGGUACUCGGCUCCCCCAGCACUCGAACGGCACCAGAAAAAACAUGACAAAUUUGAGAAGAGCGAUUCCAGAAUGGUGCUCCGUCCCUUUGCAGCUCCUUCUUUAUGACCAGUAACUUAGACAGGUUUGCAUCUGCAGAGGCGUCUCUGCAUCGCCGAGGCUUCAUGUCCAACGCCUUUAGUUUUAGUCUGUUUUUCUGUGAAGAGGGGGAAAGAAAUAAACCUUUUUGUAAUCUC
This is a messenger RNA of Oryzias latipes (Japanese medaka), 669 nucleotides long. RefSeq names its product translation machinery associated 7 homolog (gene tma7). The record is from RefSeq and is a predicted model, not a curated record. Lineage: Eukaryota; Metazoa; Chordata; Actinopteri; Beloniformes; Adrianichthyidae.